Messenger RNA from Tripterygium wilfordii, 1931 nucleotides. RefSeq lists its product as uncharacterized. Bases 16 to 1449 code for a protein of 477 amino acids. NCBI's taxonomy places the organism in Eukaryota, Viridiplantae, Streptophyta, Magnoliopsida, Celastrales, Celastraceae. The transcript has 16 exons. The record is from RefSeq and is a predicted model, not a curated record.
GGCAACAAAUAUCCAAUGAGGACGGACAGAGGAGAGCAAAGUUGUUCGAAAUUGAACAGAGAUACGGGUGCGUGGGGAAAGAUGAAUGGGGGAAAGGAACCGGCAGUACCGUCGUCGUCGUCGUCGGAAAACCCUAACAAUACCAACAGUGGCGAACACGGCGAUGAAGAGAAAACUCGCACUCUCGUCAGAUUAUCUUCUCGCAACGCUUCAUCCAAAUACGACUUUGUCAAGGUUAAGGUAUGGUUGGGAGAUAAUGCGGAUCACUACUACGUCCUAUCCAGAUUUUUGCUCAGCAGAACGUUGACCGUUACUAAGAUUCCAAAUCAUGUUGCCAUAAAAAUUGCUCUUGAACUGAAGAAGUUGCUCAUUGACAACAGCCUCCUUGAUGUCUCUCAGUCUGAUUUGGAAGCUAAUCUGUUUAAGCUUAUGGAGCGGAGGGGUUAUGGGGAAGAGUACAUAAAUCGUUACAAAAUGAUGACCAGAUUUCACCAUCAAAGAGUUCCUCUGGUAAUUCUUGUGUGUGGAACUGCAUGUGUUGGGAAGUCAACCAUAGCAACCCAACUUGCACAAAGGCUAAAUUUACCCAAUGUCUUACAGACAGAUAUGGUGUAUGAAUUGCUGCGCACAUCUACAGAUGCACCAUUGGCAUCUACUCCUGUAUGGGCACGGGAUUUUGGCUCUUCUGAGGAAUUAAUUACAGAGUUCUGUAGAGAGUGCAGAAUUGUUCGGAAAGGUUUGGCUGGCGAUUUGAAGAAAGCAAUGAAAGAUGGAAAGCCAAUUAUAAUUGAGGGAAUUCACUUGGAUCCAAGCAUUUAUCUGAUGGAUGAAGAAAAUAAAACACCACGUAAUGCAUCUACAAAAGUUGAGGUGGCAAAACCUGUACCUAUGACAAUGGAUGAUGACCCUGCAACACAAACAGGAAAUAGUCUUGCUAGUGAUUCUCAAAAUUAUACUGAAAGUAGCAACUCCUGUCCUGAGAAUGAGACCUCUGAAACAGUUGUACCUGUCGACCAGUUCAAUGAACCAUCUGAUCUAAUGAACUCUGUUGACCUUGUUGGAAAAGUUUCUGAGCAUCAAGGUGAAACUGUAAUACCUUUGAAAGAGCAAGGUACUACUGUUAAGAAGGAAAAACGUGGUGCUGAACCAAUAAUCAUUCCUAUUGUUCUCAAGAUGGCUGAAUUUGAUCAUAAGGCAUUGCUAGAAGAGUGGAUCUCAACUCGUACAUUCAGUGAUAAAUGUCCAGUACAGGAUAAAGAUGGACUAAUGAGCAAUUUGAAGAUCAUACAAGACUAUCUUUGCUCAUUCAAGUCGCAGGGUUUGACGGUGGCCAAUAUAUCAGCAACAACAUUCCCUCAAACAUUGGACUGGCUACAUGGAUAUCUUCUUCAGUGUAUUGAGCAAGGCAUUUCAUCAGAGUCCAAUGAAAAUGGUAGAACAUCAGCUUAAAAAUAGAUCAUAAGCAGAUAUUACCUUGAGCAGUGACAGCAUAUAUCCCUCUAAUACUUAUCCGAACUUUGAGGGGAACAAAACAGUAUGGAUGCUUUGAGCAGCCACGUAUUCUAAAUUUUAUGGAUGUUGGCCAGAUGCAUGUAAAUCAUAUGAGAAGACAUCGUUGGAGCCUCUUUACAAUCAAAAGUCGCAUUUGAUGUUUGAUCAUCUUUUUUGAUCAUCUUCAUCAUGCAACACUACCAUAAGCAAUUUCAACUUUUUGAGCUUCUUGGUGGUGGGCAAACAUGUAUUUUUACAUAUUUGAGAUGCCCCAUUUGACAGAACAAUUACAGGGAUUUUACAAAGAUGCCAGAAUUGUUGUGAUAAGUUAUAGUGACAAUAUUGUAAUGUUUACUUUUACUAAUAAACUGUGUUCUUUAUAUUAUAAUAUUAGCGAUUGUAAGUCUAAAAAAUGUGAGUUGUAUUGUUAAAAGCUUGCA